Messenger RNA from Paramecium primaurelia, 815 nucleotides. NCBI's taxonomy places the organism in Eukaryota, Ciliophora, Oligohymenophorea, Peniculida, Parameciidae. The record is from the annotation of a GenBank genome assembly.
AUGGAGGACAAACAGUUUGUAAAUAAAUACAUAAUUAUAAUUUAGAGUUUAGAGAUAGCUAAGAAAUUUUAGAUAUUUUUUGCUCAUAUGGAUUAAUUUUGCUAAUAAUUUUUGAAAGGAUAACAUAUGAUUGAAAUUCGUAAUGAUAAAUCUGAACAAAAAAAAGAACGAGAUCCUAAUGCUCCUAAGAGACCUCUAACAGCUUUCUUCUUAUUUAGUUAGAAGUAUCGUGAAAAAGUAUUGGAAAGAAAUCCAGGUAUUGAUUUGAAUAAUAAUUAAUUAGAAGUAAAAUUGACUCAAAUUUCAUAAAUGGCUGGAUAAAAAUGGAAUUCUAUGAGUGAGGAAGAGAAACAAGUAAAAAAUUCUUAUUAUAUUUUAGCCUUACAUUGAUUAAUAUAAUGAAGCAAAAAGUAAAUAUGAGAACGAUAUAAAAGAUUAUAACAAUAAAAAUGGUAUAAUAAUGAAUGAUAAAAAGAGAAAGAAAUCUGAAAAAGUACUUAAAAUAAUUAGAAUUUUAGUUUGAUGAUAAAUCUGUAAAAUCAGGAAAAGAUUAUCAUUUUGAUGAUAUAGAGUCUGAAUCAAUAUAACCAGUUGUAAAACAUCAACAACAACUCAAAUAAUAAUCAGAAAAGAACUAGAUUAAUUAAAACAUAAAUUCUGAUGAAGAUGAACAAAUAUAACAAUAAAAAUAAACUAAAUCAUAAUCAUAAAAAGUUAAAAAUACAAAAUCAAAAAUAAAUAAUAAUGAUAUAUAAAAGGAAAGUAUUUAAGUAAAUGAUAAUUAGAAAUCAAAAAAAAAAUAAACAAAAAAAUGA